AUGCCUUUCACCAAGCUUGUCAAGAACUCCCCAUACUUCUCGAGAUUUCAGACCAAGUACAAGCGCAGACGAUCAGGAAAGACUGAUUACUACGCCCGAAAGCGAUUGGUUGCCCAGGCCAAGAACAAGUACAAUGCACCAAAGUACAGACUUGUAGUCCGAUUCACCAAGCGAGACAUCGUCUGCCAGAUCGUCACUGCCGAGAUCGCAGGUGACAAGGUCUUUGCCGCUGCAUACUCCCACGAACUCAAGAGAUACGGAGUUGAGAAUGGCUUGACCAACUGGGCUGCUGCCUACGCCACUGGUCUGCUAGUCGCACGACGAGCGCUGAAGAAGCUCGGCAUCGAUGAGGACUUUGUUGGUGUUGAAGAGGCAGAUGGCGAGUACAAGCUCACCGAGGCCGCUGAGGACGACGAAGAUGCACGACGACCAUUUAAGUGCUUCCUUGACGUUGGUCUACACCGAACCUCUACUGGUGCUCGAGUCUUCGGUGCCAUGAAGGGUGCAUCUGACGGUGGCUUGUACAUCCCACAUAACUCAAAGCGAUUCCCAGGUUUCGAUCAAGAGAGCAAGGAGCUCGACGCCGAAACUCUCCGCAAGUACAUCUUCGGUGGUCACGUUGCUGAGUAUAUGGAGACUUUGGCUGAUGACGACGAGGAGCGAUAUAAGUCGCAGUUCACCAAGUACCUUGAGAACGAUGUCGAGGCCGAUGGUCUUGAGGAGCUGUACACUGAGGCACACAAGGCUAUCAGAGAAGACCCAUUCAAGAAGGAUGACGAUGAUGGUGACAAGAAGGACAAGGACUACUGGAAGGCAGAGGGCAAGAAGUACAAGACCGCUAAGCUCACCCGAGAGGAGAAGAACCAGAAGAUCAAGGAGAAGAUUGCCGAGCUUGCCUCGUAA
Lithohypha guttulata is the source of this 903-nucleotide messenger RNA. RefSeq names its product 60S ribosomal protein L5 (gene RPL5). Gene Ontology annotation, biological process: ribosomal large subunit assembly; translation. NCBI's taxonomy places the organism in Eukaryota, Fungi, Ascomycota, Eurotiomycetes, Chaetothyriales, Trichomeriaceae. The record is from RefSeq and is a predicted model, not a curated record. Gene Ontology annotation, cellular component: ribosome; cytosolic large ribosomal subunit. The coding region runs from base 1 to 903 and encodes 300 amino acids. The transcript has 3 exons. Gene Ontology annotation, molecular function: 5S rRNA binding; structural constituent of ribosome.